UUGUCAGAAUUUACUUUUCCUAUCAGGUUUAGAACGUAUGCAGCAAAUUAUGAGAAUAAAUGUGGCAGAAUAGGAUAAUUAGGUUUAGGGUUAGCUAAAAUGUGAAAACCCAUUUUGGAUACAGCUACGACUGGAAAUGACUUUUCGGAGCAGGUUAGGGAAGUAUUUUCGCUAACUUCAACCUAAUUCGCAUAGCAUGCUACAUUACUUAUCCUAACCUGCUGUGUAAAUGCUCAUAACCUACUGGGUUAAAGUCACUUCCGGAAGUGCCAUGAUUUUUUAAAGGAAUCUCAAUGCUGUACACAUACAGCUACAUACAUAAAUUACUUUUUCGUAGCAGGUUAGGAGAACUUCCGUAUCAUGUUUGGAUAAUUCGCGUAGCCGGUUGGGAUAAUUAGGUUCGCGAAAAUGCUCUUCUAACCUGCUACAAAAUGUCCCUUCCGGUCGUAGCGAUAGAAAAAAGUGGGUCAUGUCUAGAAUGGAUCCAGCUUUUGUCAAAUUUACUUCAAACGUAUUUUUGUUGUUGUUGUUGUUGCAUUUUACCUAAUCUUAACCUGCCACAAUUAUUAUCAUAACCUGCUACGUAUGUUCUCCUAAGUGAAUGAACGUAGCAGUUUAGGAACAUUAGGUUAGGGAAAGGGUUAGCUAAAAUUCUAUCAUAACCUGCUACAAAAAGUAACUUCCGUCCAUAGCUGCAUUCUAUCUAGUAACAACUGCAAACUCCGCUUUCGUUGCUGUACGAUGGUGAAACGAGCACACCUGAGUAACGUGUACAUUUUUGUUUCCCUAUCACGCGAAUGAGGAGGGGAUUAAUUCGGAUGACACAUGAAAAUGUAACAACAAACGGGGAAAAAAAUAUAUUCUGGACCAUGCUAGCAAAGAUACUGUUCUGUGACGCGAAUACAUGCUAAUAGUAGCUAGCAUGAUGAGACCAAAGAGAACCUGUUGUGUCGGUGUAUGUCGUGCUUGUGGGGAAAACAUUUCCAAUAGAAUAUACGUGCACAAUCUCUUCAGUCAGUUCGAAGGUCAAUGUUUGAAACCAUUUGACUACACCACAGCAUUGGAGGACCUCACUGGACCAAUUUCUCAGGACGAUGCCUUACCACAGAUCAUUUGCGAAACGUGUCGUAAACUUCUCAAAAGGUACUACAAAAGCUUUUGCGAUGUGGAGAAAAUUGGCAGUAUAUUUCGAGAAAGUGCUCAGAAGCAGAGGGAGAGUCACUCUCUUGCAUGGCGAACUCGGGACGCCCAACAAGGUGAGAUUAGUAUCACCCCCUUUCCCCACGAGAGAAUGACAGACGCGUGUAAGGUUACCCCGCGAGAUUUGACCGUAACGUUAGUAGUUGUGCCAAAGAGCGAGAACACAGGCGAAGAAGCCACGCCACAUCCCAACAACGAUAACAUCAAACCUGAGCCUGCAGAAAUCUCAGUAUACCUGGAAGAAGAUAUGGAGCAGGAUCCACAGUCUGGCGAUGAUGCUGCUUCUUCGAAGCUAAGCCAGGUGAGUGUGCCAACUAAAUACAUCCUUACUGGACCCAUGGAGAAACUUGUGGAUAACAUGUUGAAUGGACAAUUCUUCAGCGCAGCAAAGGCAAUAAUGGAAAUUCCUGAUUUGGCUUCCCUUGUCACUAAAGAGGUUUUGAACCAAGUCGUCAAAGAAUGCAAAGAGCUCACUAGCGUUCCAUUCAACUCCAUACUUAGACAGACCAGUCCAUCCUCUCUGGAAGCCUUCAGAUGGGACACUGUUUUUACUGAAUGGAAGACAACCGCACCCACGUUCCUUAGGUUUCUGGAGUCCGCAAGCACAUCUACAUGGGUUUCUGCCCUGACCAAAGAACGUACACAGAGAAAGAACUUCGCCAUAGGCAUGGCUGGAGCCACUCUUCUCAAGGUACGUUGCGGCAGGAUGAGUGCACCCAUGUAUCGGAACUCGCUUAUCAUGCACCAGGCUCAGAAGAAAAAGUGCUUCAAUAGGUUUGCCAGACUUGGUGUCUGUGUUACAAAGCAAAGCAUGCUUCAUCUGUUGAGAAGAGUGAGGGCAUCGGAAGAAGUAACCAGGACUCCCUCUGCAGGUGAAGACCACAACUACGACUCAGUAGCGCCAAGAAGAUCCACAGAAAAUACUGACAGACAGGAGGACCCAGAGCCCACAGCGACUGAGAAGCAGCAGGAACCAAGGACCAGUCUGAGGGAAGAGCAGCUUCCAGACUCUGGAACCACAGAGUCUACAACAGUCACAUGCACUCCUCUCUUUCGGAGCAAAAACCAUGGUCAGGGCCCAUCCAAAUCCCAGGCCAAGCCCAAACCUCUGCCCAAACCCCAGCCUCAGCCCCAACAUCAGGCCCAGCAUCAGGCCCAGCCUCAGCCCCAACAUCAGGCCCAGCCUCAGCCCCAACAUCAGGCCCAGCCUCAGCCCCAACAUCAGGCCCAGCCUCAGCCCCAACAUCAGGCUCAGCCCCAGCAUCAGGCCCAGCCUCAGCCCCAACAUCAGGCCCAGCCUCAGCCCCAACAUCAGGCUCAGCCCCAGCAUCAGGCCCAGCCUCAGCCCCAGCAUCAGGCCCAGCCUCAGCCCCAACAUCAGGCCCAGCCUCAGCCCCAACAUCAGGCUCAGCCCCAGCAUCAGGCCCAGCCUCAGCCCCAGCCCCAACAUCAGGCCCAGCCCAAGCCUCAGCCCAAACCCCAGCCCUUCCCCACAACCUUUCUCCUGGCCCAACCCUUCCAAACAGCACAGAACAAAACUGUUAUGUUGUCUAAACAGAAUGCCCCCCUGAUGAUAUUUACACUUCCCUAUGUGCAAAGCCCUGCAGCUCAAAGUGAGGAAGUCAAAGGUGUGGAAAGCACUACGUUGCACAACUACAACGUUCCUUGUUCUUGCCAGGUGUGUGGGCAAUCAUUUGACUUCACACGUCAUUUGAUAAGACAUGUUCAGAUGCACUUAGCGGAGCAAAACCGUUUGUGUGGUUUGUGUGGGAAGGUCCUUGGGCCUGCAGAGAACAUGGCGGUUCACCUGCAAACUCACAGUCUAAUGAAAACUUUUUGUCAUAUUUGUGGCAAAUGUUUCCCUAAGAAUUCUGAGCUGAAAUAUCAUAUAAGUAUUUAUCACUAUGUGGAGAAGCCACAUCUGUGCGAAGUCUGUGGCAAAACCUUCAGACAUGGCAAGGCCCUUAAAGAGCAUCACACGUCCUUUCACAUAGAGGGACGAGAUAAGCCAUAUAAAUGCCAUUUGUGCAGAAAAGGCUUCUCAGGAGAAAGACAAGUUAAACUCCACCAGUUAACUCACACUGGAGAGAAACCGUUUCAGUGUGAAGAUUGUGGCAUGUGCUUCAGGGAGAAGAACACUCUUAAAGGGCACAUGAGGACUCACACAGGAGAGAAACCGUAUAAGUGCAGAGAGUGUGGAAAAUGCUUUAGAUUGUUAGGUGCUUUAAAAUGUCACCUACUAACUCACACUGGAGAGAAACCGUAUCGCUGCAACGUCUGUGGCAGAUGCUUCAGUCAGUCCUCAUCCCGCAAGACUCACAUGAAAACUCACAAAAUGGCUCACGCAGUAGAGAGUGCAGAGAGACCAGAGAGUGCAGAGAGACCAGAGAGUGCAGAGAGACCACAGAGUCCACAGAGUGCAGAAAAGGCUUUGUCGGAGUAGGAUCUCUAAAAUGCUGGUCCAAUGGAGAGACACCAUAGCUUAGAUCCCCCUCACAACACAUAUGAACAUUUACUAAAGGGAGAACCCACAACCUGCCUUAGAAGUUGUAAAAGUGGCCUGUUCUGACACCUUUUAGAAGACAAAGACAUGCCUCUAAAGUCACUUCUCUUGUUUAAAUACAUUGUGAAUUAGCAGUUUGAAAACAUCGCUAAUGGACUUAGACUGACUCUCCAACAUUCCACAGUACAUGUCAUUUUCACAAACAGGAGUCGACAGCAUGUGGUCAACUUGUCUGUCCCAAAUUGUUAUGAGACUGCUGACUGGUCCCUAAAAUGUGUUAGUCUCACAGUUACAGAUUGAUUCAUUUCUUUAUGUUUUGGUUCAAAAGUAUUGUGUAUUGUAGCUGACAGAGGAUAACACAAUAAAAUAUUUUGUACUGUUUUUCAACCACAGAAGGGACACACUUCUCAUCAUAAUUAGAAUGCAUAUUCACUGAAUAGGUUUAGCUCCUCUUCCAUGUAGUCUUACUGUUGGUUAAACCUUAAGAUGCAUGAGAACUGAAUGUUUUUUUACUAAACAUACUAAACUCA
Oncorhynchus kisutch (coho salmon) is the source of this 4233-nucleotide messenger RNA. RefSeq names its product circumsporozoite protein. The record is from RefSeq and is a predicted model, not a curated record. The coding region runs from base 2268 to 2771 and encodes 167 amino acids. The transcript has 3 exons. NCBI's taxonomy places the organism in Eukaryota, Metazoa, Chordata, Actinopteri, Salmoniformes, Salmonidae.